This is a messenger RNA of Miscanthus lutarioriparius, 534 nucleotides long. NCBI's taxonomy places the organism in Eukaryota, Viridiplantae, Streptophyta, Magnoliopsida, Poales, Poaceae. The record is from the annotation of a GenBank genome assembly.
AUGGCUCCCGGUGCCCUAACCCGCCUCCUCCGCCUUGCGCCCACCCCUCGCCUCGCGCGCCCCUUCGCCGCAAAGGCCUGCGCGUCUCAUCGGACGCAGGAACCGGAGCUUCCGUCGGAGGACGAGACCGAGUUCGCCGGCGGCGAGGUUGCCGCCCCCACCGAGGGCAUCGGCAAGCCGCUAGCCGAGGUGCUCAAGGAGCUCGGGAAGAGGGCAAACAAAUAUCCUAAUGAUGACGAGAAGUUUACCUGGAGCAUGUAUGUUGAGAAUUUUGUUCACAAUGUGCCUGCAAGAGAGUGGUCGGGUGAGGUCCGCAGCAUUGUUUACUCAUCUGAUGGGAAAUCAGUAUCCGUUGUCUAUCGAGUGACUCUUCAUGGGAUUGAUGCAGAGAUCUAUAGAGAGGCCACUGGAACUGCUUCUGUUGAUGAUACAAGCUAUGGUGAUCCCGUACAGAAGGCAGAAGCUAUGGCUUUUCGUCGUGCUUGUGCACGUCUUGGUCUUGGACUUCAUCUCUACCAUGAAGAUAUGUCAUAG